Molecule: messenger RNA, 3231 nt
Organism: Carcharodon carcharias (great white shark)
Lineage: Eukaryota; Metazoa; Chordata; Chondrichthyes; Lamniformes; Lamnidae
Gene: mtfr1
Product: mitochondrial fission regulator 1
Exons: 9
Coding region: 625-1533 (302 amino acids)
Biological process (GO): aerobic respiration; mitochondrial fission
Cellular component (GO): mitochondrion
Source: RefSeq, a predicted model, not a curated record
GGAAGUGACUGUCUCGCGCUACUUCAGGGUCAGUUGGUAAGAAGCUCGAACCAGUGAAGGAUUGAGGUGAGAGGGCAUUACCCGGGGCAGGACCCCGCCCAGGGGAGGGCAGGACAGGACUCGGGGUUUUAUAGUCAAGCCUUUUACAGAGAGUAACAGAAAUACCUGGAAAAACUCAGCAGUUCUGGCAGCAUCGGCGGAGAAGAACACAGUUGACGUUUCGAGUCCUCAUGACCCUUCAACAGAUGUCUCCAGGUUGCCUGCUUCAGCUAUUAGUCUGACCCGAUGCUUCAUUCAAUCUUUUAAAGCCAUUUCUUUUGCACAGUUGUUUCUUGGUGGUGGGAAAGGAAGAAUCUGUUCUUUCUGUGCGUUGUCUUUUCUUUUUGUGACUGGACCGAACCGAUUGAAUGAUGGGACUGCGUAAAGCUUCCAGACUCCUAAUUAAUGUGGAUUGCAAAGCUGUGGUACAGCUUUAAUGUUUCUAUUCCUUAUUCAGAUGAUUAGGAUGAUGUUGGGAUAUGCUGGAAUGGACAUGGAUUCAUUGCAGCCCUUUUGGUCAAACAAACCUUAUGGCUCGUCUCGUAGUAUUAUUCGGAGAAUAGGCUCUAGCUUGCCUCUUAAACCAUGUCCAAGAGUUCAUUUUCAGCUCUGUUCACAUUCCUAUUGGAUUGUGCAGUCUUCCUGCUGCAGAUUUUCCAUGGCUUUGGAGAAGCUGCUCAAAGUCUUGCCGAGCCGGAACAUGGUGCAGUUGCUUCCCUGGCUGACGUAGGUUGGAUUGUUUGUGAUCAGGGGCAGUUAUUUACCAAGUUGAGAUCUGAAAUUCGUCCUGAAAGUGCUGACAUCUCUGAGCAUCAGGCUUCAUCUUUUGCAAGACCCAUCAGCAGGCAAGCUUCCUUACCAAAUUUGAGGAAUUGUAAAAAGGAAUCUGCAGCUCCUUCAAUGGCCAGUGAUGCAGCACUGGAAAAAAUCAGCGUAUUGGAAAAUGAGCUUGCUAAGUUACGGGAACAGAUUGCCAUGAUAGUGACUAUACAAGAACAAAGCAGUCUCUUGACAGGUCCAGGGACAUCUGGUGGUGUUCCUCCUCCUGCUCCUUCACUGCUGCCACCGCCACCACCUCCCCCACCUCUACCACCACCGCCUGCGGUCCAGCGAAGUGCGUCUGCAAUUGAUCUCAUCAAAGAAAGAAGAGGAAAGAAAGCUGAUAGUCAGAUUACAGCUAGUCCUAAACACAAAACUAUACCAAACAUGUUAGAUGUUCUAAAAGACAUCAAUAAGGUGAAACUACGAUCUGUGAGGAAAUCUUUGGAUGAUUUAAAGCCCAAACAAGACCAAUGUACAGCAGAUCCAACAGCAUUAAUAGCAGCAGCUUUGAAACGAAAAUUUGCACAUCGCUACAAAAACGAUAGCUGUAGUGAAAAUCAAUCUUCAAACUCUGACUUCCAGGCAAACACAGAUCCCCCAAAGUUUGGGCAACACUUGCUGAAGCCAACAGGAAAGAGAAAACCAUUGUUAGGAAAUACAUCUCAGUCCUGAUUGGAAGCUCAGGGUGGGAGGGAAAGGCUUGUACUUUUCCUCUAGUUGGAACUUCAAUUCACAUUAGACUUGAAAAAGUAUGAAGAAAUACUGCUACUACAAAAUCUUCUGUAGUUUACGUAAGCAAUACUUCUAAAAUCAGGUUUUAAAAUGUAAAUUUUAACAUUAGGUUUACUGACUUGCUUUUAUAUGCCAGUUGGUGUUUUACAUGUACUCACAAUGAGAAUGCAUUUCUAUAGCUGAAUUCUGAAGUUUGAAAUUAUUGUUGUUGUUUAUACAUUUGUCUUAAAUAAGGCACCUGGACUGACUAAGUUGAAUUAGAUAGUAGUUUUAAUUGUGCUUUAAGUAAGCCAGUGUUUUCUUUCCACUUUGGCGUUCACAUUGUCAUCUAAAUAAUAGUAAGCUGUGGUAGUCCCUUAAAAGCAAGUACUGUAGAUUUAUAGUUAAUGAGGUCAUAUGGCAAAGAAAUUAUGCUGUAUAACUAUCUUGAAACCUAAAUAACACAUCACAGGACCCGUUUAAAAGUUGUUAGAGGCUUUCAAUGUCUUACUAUGUUUUUUUAUUUGAGAUAUGAACGCUGAUAAUGAUGUACUGGGAUACUGCAGUAAUAGGUGUGAGGCCUGAUCUACCAUAUGCAGUUAAUGUUGAGUCAUCUCUUGUCUAUUGUUGCUUACAAUUAACCUCCCUCACUGACUUUCACUCCUUUCAACCAGCUCUUCCUGCUUAAACAAAGUUUAAAAAGUGACUAAAGGAUGAAAGCAUCUAAAAAAUAUAUGAAAUGUUAAUUAUAAUUCUUGAUAACGAAUUUGUAAAAAGCCUUGAUGGUAGAUCUCUCUUGUUUCAAAUGCCUAUCCUGAAAAUCCAGUACAUCAAUGAUUUAUUCAAAAAAGGGAAUACUCUAGAUGGUUACAGCAGACAUGCAUUUCCAUCAUUUUAAUAAUUGGGUGCAAAGUGUAAAACUUAGUCUAAUACCAGUGGUAUUUUUAUAUGGAUGGUAGCCUGGAAGUAAAAGUUUUAAAAUAAGGAAAGUUAAGGGCUUCUGCAGUACAGUGCUGCUUCAUAUAGGACCAAAGUAACUUAUGGCAUAAAAUAUAUUUGUUACAACUACACUACAACUGCUGGAAUUCCCCAGACCCACUUGUAGUAAUAGAAUAAGGGUAGACAUUAACUUAACUUCAGAAGACCUAAGAAGAUUGUAUAACACUUUUUUUAAAUUCCCAUGUUUGUUAUACAAAAAAAAAUUCCUGCACAGAAAUGUAGGUAUGCUGAAGAAUUUAUAUUUUAUUUUAACUUCCACAGUGGGAAGUAUGUUUUAAUCUAGAUUUUAGAUGUAAUGUAUUUUGUGUAACUUAGUUGGGGGGGUGGGGUGGAGUGGAGUUAGGAAGGAUGAGCACGGUGUUAAUUUUUUUUUAAAAGGUGUACCAGCUCCAACACGCAAUAAAAUUAUCUGAGCUUUAGCUAAAGGCGAACGAUGUAGAAAAAGGAAAGUUAGUUUUAAAAGGCGAAGUGUGUUUAAAAACAUGUAAUUCAGCCAUAUUAACUUGAGACAUGCCUCACUUUUCGCAACAAAAUGGGGCAUCUGCUCCCUUACCAUUGCUAAUAUCAGUUUUUUCACCAGAUUUCAGGGGAAAUGUAAUAGUGUUCUGUGUAAUCAUCCUCUCCAAUUCUUCUCACCUUGUUCUUUCUCUUCCGCACCCC